This is a messenger RNA of Malaclemys terrapin pileata, 8873 nucleotides long. RefSeq names its product homeobox containing 1 (gene HMBOX1). Gene Ontology annotation, molecular function: double-stranded telomeric DNA binding. Gene Ontology annotation, cellular component: nucleus. Bases 182 to 1549 code for a protein of 455 amino acids. The record is from RefSeq and is a predicted model, not a curated record. The transcript is spliced from 11 exons. Gene Ontology annotation, biological process: positive regulation of DNA-templated transcription. NCBI's taxonomy places the organism in Eukaryota, Metazoa, Chordata, Testudines, Emydidae.
UUCACCCCCCAUUGCUCCCCUCCCUCUGCACCCCCAUUAUUCUCCCCCUCACGCUGGGACUGGGGAUCCCCCCACUGGUGCUGUUACAUGGUGAGGUGGAGAAGUGACCAGGAUCCAGAGAAUGGUAAAUAACGCUGAAGACCCCUGAGAGGCUUUCUGACUUGCCCUCCUCAUGUGAAGUAUGCUCAGAACCUUUCCAGUAGUGCUGCUGGAAACCAUGUCUCACUACACAGAUGAACCCAGAUUUACUAUAGAGCAGAUAGAUCUGCUUCAGCGCCUGAGACGUACUGGAAUGACCAGACACGAAAUCCUCCACGCCUUGGAAACUUUGGACCGUCUCGAUCAAGAACAUAGUGACAAGUUUGGAAGAAGGUCUAGCUAUGGAGGCGGUUCCUAUGGCAACAGUACCAACAAUGUCCCAGCAUCUUCCUCUACAGCCACAGCUUCUACACAGACUCAGCAUUCUGGGAUGUCCCCGUCACCUAGCAACAGUUACGACACCUCCCCACAGCCUUGCACUACUAAUCAGAAUGGGAGGGAGAGUAACGAGAGGUUGUCAGCGUUCAAUGGGAAGAUGUCGCCCACUCGCUAUCCACUUGCAAACAGCUUGGCUCAAAGGUCGUACAGUUUUGAAGCCUCUGAAGAGGACUUGGACGUAGAUGACAAAGUGGAAGAAUUGAUGAGGAGGGACAGCAGCGUGAUAAAGGAGGAAAUCAAAGCCUUUCUUGCCAAUCGGAGGAUUUCCCAAGCAGUUGUUGCACAGGUAACAGGUAUCAGCCAGAGCCGGAUCUCUCAUUGGCUGUUGCAGCAGGGGUCAGACCUGAGUGAACAAAAGAAAAGGGCAUUUUACAGAUGGUACCAGCUUGAGAAGACAAACCCUGGGGCUACGUUAAGUAUGAGACCUGCUCCAAUCCCAGUAGAAGAGCCAGAAUGGAGACAGACGCCUCCCCCAGUCACAGCUACCUCUGGGACCUUCAGACUACGGCGAGGCAGUCGGUUCACAUGGAGAAAGGAGUGCCUGGCAGUUAUGGAAAGUUACUUCAAUGAGAAUCAAUAUCCUGAUGAGGCAAAGAGAGAAGAAAUUGCAAAUGCCUGUAAUGCAGUUAUACAAAAGCCAGGCAAAAAGUUGUCAGAUUUGGAGCGAGUUACCUCCCUUAAAGUGUACAACUGGUUUGCCAACAGAAGAAAGGAAAUCAAGAGAAGAGCCAAUAUCGAAGCAGCAAUCCUGGAGAGCCAUGGCAUAGAUGUACAGAGUCCAGGAGGCCAUUCCAAUAGCGAUGACGUCGAUGGGAAUGACUAUUCAGAGCAGGACACUUGGCAAGUACGCAAUGGGGAGGAGGAGGGAAGAUGUUCAGAGGGAGGCAGAGAAGCAGAGAAGGUAGAAGAAGACAGGAGGAUCUGCUCCAAACAAGAUGACAGCACUAGCCAUAGUGACCACCAAGAUCCCAUUUCAUUAGCCGUGGAAAUGGCAGCAGUAAACCACACCAUCUUGGCAUUGGCCCGGCAAGGAACCAACGAAAUCAAGACAGAGGCCCUAGACGACGACUGAUACAAAGAAGGGGGAGGGUCAAAACAAGAAGUAACUUAGUUUUAGACGUAGCACCUUAGCAGACUUUCCUCGGUCCUUAAUAUGUGUUCUUCUUACAGUAUAACUUUGCAGUUUCUUGUACGUCAGUUAGCUGUUAGGGUCUUGUUCUGUGAAGAUGGCAUGGUGCCCUCAGCCUUUGCAUAUACUCUCUCAGUAUUAAUUCCCAGUAAAUAAUCAGUCAACCAACCAACCUCCCUCUCCCAGCCCCAGUGGCUCAAAAAUCUUGCUGCUUUGUCUUAGCAUUCCAAGAAAGUGCUUCCAGGUAUUUUAGAGAGUCCCUCAGUUCCAAGUCUUAGGCUACAUUUAAAAUCUUGGAUACCCUUAGACAUCAUGUAAAACUAGUCUGUAUGCUUUUCCUCCUCCAAGACUGAAAGGAUGGAAGCUGGGGUAGAAGCACAGGGUCGAUGGACACCAUAUUGGGAGUAUCAACAGAGAGUAAAAAGAACACUAGAAACCCCACUUCAGCCUGGGAAUAAGUGAUUUCCAGCUGCAAUAAGCCGUGCCUCACUGGUCACACAGUGACUUGAUCUAUUUCUUUUGGGUACUGCGCUGAGAAUGUCCAUGGGAAACAUAUUCACACAUUUCGGUUGAUGUCACAUUCAACACAGACAUCCUCUGCUCUCACAAGCUGCAUGGCUUAGUGGAUAAAAUACUGCCUUCUGCCUCUGGGACCAUGAUAGAAGCCCAGCCUGGGAUCACAUGAAAAAUGAGCUGAAUGUCUAAAAACUUCUCAAAACCACUAUUCAUUAUUUGGCAGGCCUAGCAGUGCCUGCUCCGAAGAGGUCGAGACUCGAUCGAUCUAUCAUAGAAGUUGCGUUACCUUUUGUUCUUCCUCUCACCUUUUCCCCCUCCAGCCCCUCUCAAAAGCAAUGUUUUCAAAAAAGGGAUUAAGAUAAUAAAUGGGUGAGUUUGUACAAGUCUGUGUAACUGCUGCCUGCAAUCCUAACAGGCCUGAAAGGUUAUUGGAGGACUUUGGUAUCUAGUUUCUGCUAGUUAUCAACAUGGCAUAAAUAUUCACCCAAAUAUGAACACUUCUUAAAAGGCAGGAAGAUCUCCUCCUUGAGAUAUAGGGUGUAAUGCUUUUGUGUUCUCUUUACUCUGUCCUUGUUAUGGUGCGAGAAAGCUAUACUGCUACAGACAAUUUAAUUAAUAAUGGGAAGCCAUAUUGAUAAUGGAUGUGGUAAUAUUUGUAAAGCAAACCUACUUUAAGUAGCAGAAACUAACGGAAUUGUUUUUCCUUGAUCAUAUGUAGCACUUUUGUUACUUUUUUCUUAAAGAUAUUUAUAUUUGAUAAAUCUUUUUUUUAAUCAUUUGAGAAUUCAAAAUACCAAACGACAAACUUGCAUUACAGAGUCACCCUGUGAUCACCUUGUCAUCUAGUAUCUAAAUGAUGAACUGUGUAUGCAUCUAAGAAAAUUACAUCUGCUGGCAUUGUGUGGAAGUGAUCUCUGGCAUCCUGAUAAAAGUGAUAUGUCGCUGCCGGUAAGAGGAAACUGUUCACUGGAAGCAGCAUAGGAUGCAUUAGAGACGGGCUAGGCUGCAUUAUAUCUUUGAAAAAAUUAAUGCAUUUACAUAGCAUUUCCACUACAUUCCAUGUUAUCCUCCCUGCUGUACAGAAAUCAUUUCAGGGGGAAGAUGGCUUAGUUUUGAAGCAUGGCUUUCCUUUGUCUUUUGUUCAUUUUUAAAGGUGAAGGGACGUUACUAUGACUUGUUUCAUUUUUAUUCCUUCCCCUCUCCUCCUCCCCCAGCCUUGCAAGAUGUUUGCAACUGGAAACCAUCAGAUAUAAUUGCAAGCACUUAGAAAAAGAAAGAAAGAAAAAAAAAAAAAAAAGACGGAAUUGUGGCACGUCAGCAGGUUUUUAGCCAGCCUUAAACCCCCUUAAGGUAAAGACUAACUAGAUCAUCUUUGUCUGCUAAUCCGGUGAAAGCUGUUUAGGUAGAUGUGGGAGAUUCUGUGCUUACAGAAGGCACAGAGUUAGCACCUCUUUGUCCCUGUGACUUUGAAGAUAUAUAGGCAGGGCUUGGCCCUGUCGUUCAUUUAUGGAUUUCAUUGGGAAAUGUAUGUGCUUUCUUUAGCAGUAGAUCACUGAAGCAGAAUGGAGCCGUCUUUUUUUCUUUUUUAUUGUAUUUCUUGAGUAGGCAAAUUCAUGAAUAGCGUCAGGAUAGACUCAGGAAAGAACGAAAUUGGUUCAGUCACAUUGCAGUGUUCUUUCUUGGUGUGUAUGUGUGUGUGUGUAUGUGUGUGUGUGUGUGUGUGACUCUUUCAGUACUAGCGAGCAAAGGGCCGGGGGGGAGGGAAUGUUUUUGCACCGCAGGAUGAUCCAGCAAACUGUAGCUUCAGUGGAAUUUUACCUACUUAUUCAUACUACAGUCACACACAGAGCUGACAAGAAACCACCGCGAUUUAUUGCAAGGAGAUUUUAAUAAUCGAUGGCCUCUUUAUGCUGGUUUGCCACCAAGGUUUGUUCUAGCUGUUCCAUUUUAAAGAAUCGAAUCAGACUGAUAGCUGCACCUACAAAAUAAAUAUUGCUUGUAUUUUUACCUUAAAAAAGUCAUUCUUUGAAACAAACAUCUAUUUAGAGAAUUAAGGUAGAAUAACACCCAUACAGUAAAGGCCAGAUCCUGAUCUCUGCUGCACUGGAGUAAAUUUGAAAUAACUCCACUAAAAAGAAUGCAUUGAAUCUGGCCUUCACUCUGUCUAGCACAGUCUUACAGCUCCUGUGUCCCAUAACGCAUCAAAAAGAAUAAGCAGAUGAACAACUUGUGUAUAAUUAGCGAUCAGUGGGUCUUCUGUCCUAAAUUGCAGCUUGCUGGUAAGCAGCAGUCUUCGCCCCACCAGAGGAAGAUCAUAGACUGAUUCAGUAGGUAAGAAAUGCCUUAGGCGAGCCAGGUGCUACAUAGUUCUGUUUAUCUCCCUUCAUCUGCAUUCUAUUUGGUCCCGUACGGCCCCCAGAAGAUAUGAUCAAGGAAUAUGACCUUAGCCAUCCUCAAUAUCCUGAUGACACUGAGCUCUCUAGCUCCCUCCUUAGCCCACUGUGGACUGUUUCUUGAUUGACAGACACUUGUUUUGAUGAGGGGUAGCCGGUCUAGGCCCACAUUAGAUAACUCUCAGCUACUGCGUUGAGGGAAACCUUUUCAAGACAUUUUGGAAGGACAUUCUGCAGCCUUGUCGUUCAGGGCGAGGACAAUGCUGGUGAGACAGUUCAGAACUUGUUACAGACAUUCAUAUCUUCUUCACCUCCAGGCUAAAUUAUUGUGCCGCACUCCCACUUGGAUUCUGCUCGAAAUUGAUCUAAAAGCUGAAUUGGUUACAGGAUGGUUACCGACUCCUUCCAUGGAUGGAGUUUGAAGAAUCGAUGAUUCCUUCCUUCCAGGUUGCUGUUACACCAACAAAUUCAAUCCGGAUUGUUAUCUCAUGGCUCAUCAUACUUUAGCCAGCGUUUUUUGCCAUCAUCCAGAGCAGGAGAGGUUGGCUGGGUUGUCCUUGGUAUCUAUCCCUAGAUAUUAUUGGAGCUUGUGGGAGUGCAGUGCAGUACAGGACUCCAUCCAUGGAGUUCCCUUCUCUGAGGACGUUCCCCAGAGUUUUCCUGUGGCUGGCUCCUGACUGUGUAUCAGGCCUUUCUCCUCCGAUUUGUUCAUCUUUGGCUAUUUCAUUGCGCCCCUUUUUCUUUGCUCAUGUAGUUCAGGCCGUGUCUUUUCCUGGACUAUUAUGUGUAAUAUAUUCAUUUAAAUUUGGUACCGAUGUCCAAAUAUUUUACAACGGAUGCCUUAGAUAAUAAGUUAACACAGCAGCAGAUGGACAGCAUUUUUCUUUGAUGCCCUGGUGAUGCAGAGACAUCUUCGAAGUACUUGGAGUACAACAGUUUCACUGCUCCAAUAAAUGUGUUCUUACCAAGAAGGGAGUUUCUAACGUUGACCCGUGUUUUCCAGCGACUCUGUGUUGACCUAGCAUGAUUGUGAGUGGCGUUUGUUUGUGUUUUAUUUUUACCUACUUAAAAUAUUCUCCUAUAAGAGAUGGGCCUUGUCUGCAAAGUCUGGAUCCAGCUUUCCAAAACCGUGGGGUAUUUAGAUUCAUAGUUUUGGUUCAGACCUAUUAUGCUUAUAUGAGUCUUCAUUGAAUUUCUCAAUAACUCUAUUUUAUUCCAUUGACUAUAGUGGAGUUUAAUGGAUCACUGUUUUCAUAACACCCAGGCUAUCUAUGUAGGUGGAUGGACAGUUUUUGGGAAGGGUUUUAGCAUACAUUGACUGGACUUUCUACCAUCUCGCUAUUGUGGCUGUGAAUCUUUUAGGUUUGGCAUAGCUAAUGAGAUUAUCUAUAAGUGUCACUUUCGUAUGAAGGCUGGCAAGAUUUUUGCUAUUCUACUCCUCAUGUAAAGCUAGUAAAAUCAUAGGAUCUGUCUACACUGUAAGCCCAGGGUUCAAAUUCAGGCUCAGGCUUUGCCCUCCUUCCGUCUACACACAAAUCACUCUAAUCCAGAGUUCGGACCCAGGACCCUAUGGUGGUAGAGGGUCCUAGCCUGAGUCAAGCUGGGACCGAGGGGGUCAAGCCCGAUUGCUUUGCAGUGUAGCUGCAGUCCCACUGGAUUCGUGCUCUGGGAGUCUGACAACAGUAUCCCACAAUCCCAACUUUUUGUCCUCUGGACAGUCAAGUUUGGUGAACAAUCAUGUUUUCCCACACUGCACCCAAACAAAGGACUAGGGCAGUAGGAAGUCUGGGAUAUGGGUGAUUGGGCUCAGGCCCAAAUAAUACAAUGUAGACACUGAAGCACCAGGUUGGAACUCAGGGUUCAACAAUUCCUAAUCUGGGGUUACAAAUGAGCAUAGCUGCUCAAACCCAAGCCCUGAGUUUACUUUGCAGUGUAGGCCUACUCCCAGUAGUGCGGCAGUUUUAUAGAAGUAGAAUGGCACACGAUCAGCUCCUAUCCGAACUGGUCAAAAUCUUUUUGUCUUGCUGUCUUAAAGGGACAUCAAGAUUUCACUAAGAUUUUCAGCUUCUCUAUUAAAGUACUUUUCUAUCCUCACGCUGGCUUACCUCGUGCAGUCGAAUUAGUCUUGUCACACAGAGCUAUCUGGUAAUUGCAGCAGGAUUCCACUGGCUGGCUGGGGUACAGUCACAGAAUCAUAGACAUCUAGGGCUCAAAGGGAUCUUUAGGGUCCCUUGCCCCAUACGGAGGCAGUACCCAAGUAUACCUCAACCACUCCGAAAGGUGUUUGUCUCACCUGUUCUUAAAAACCUCCAGUAACUGAGAUUCCACAGCCUCCCUUGGUAACCUGUUCCAGUAUCUAACUAUCCUUACAGCGGGAAAGAUUUUCCUAAUAUCUAACCUAACUCUCCCUUGCUACAGAUUAAGCCCAUUACUUCUUGUCCUACCUUCAGUGGACAUGGCAAAACUUGAAGACUGUUUUCCGGUCCCCACUCAGACGACUUUUCUCAUGACUAGAUGGGCACAUUUUAACAACACUGCCCCUAACUAUUUAAUCCAGGAUUUUGAUUCCCAUUGUAGCUUGAAUUGAGAUCCAAGUGUAGAUUCCCAUCUUCCUCCCUUAAGUUCAUAAGUAUUUGUGUCCAAGAUCUGGUUUGAGUCUCUUAAGUUAUAUGAGGUGUGGACCCCAGGAACUGGUCACUAUGACGGUGUUUGCCCUUGUGGGUUUUGAAUGGAGGAAAAUGCUCCAUCUAAUUUCCUCAAGUCAGUUCAUUUCUGAUGGUUGUGAUGUUUGCUAGAAUGUACAUUUCUUUCCCCUAACCAGGACAUUGUGAAUUUAGUAUUGCUUACUAUUCAUCAGCUAAGUAAUUUAUCUCUUCCUUCUGGUCACAGUUUGUGAGAUUGUGACCAAGAAACUUUGGGUUUCUCAUCAGAAGAAACUCCCUUGCUCAUAUUUAGUAAAGGGCUUCAUUUCCCAGUAGCUGUUGCCCUCUUCAGUGCAAUUUUUUUCAUUAACAAUAUUAUUUGCUUACAAUCUUCACACAUUUUUAGGUAAUAAUUUUUUGAUUUGGUUUAGCAAUUUUCGCUCUUGACGUGGGUCUGUGUUGGCAGGUUGUAUCUUGAAAAAUGAAUUAUAUGUCACAACCAAAAUGUAUUCAUUGUUGUGGGUAUAGGACUUUUUCUGUUUUUUAAUGCCCUCCAGCUGAAUUCAUUGGGGCUGCAUAGACACCAGCUAACUUUUGCAGUUUUACUGAGCCAAGACAUACUCAUCAUUCCCUUGAACGGAAGGUGAGUGCACUGAUCAGGAGUACCAAGGAGCUGGAUUGCAGAUGUAUUUCCAAAUAAAGCAUUCCUUUCUGUGCUUUUUUUUUUAAUAGCUAGGAUAUUUACUCAGGAUUUUGAAUCAGUUGUUGGCCAACACCGUUUUGGCAAACUGAAAAGCAUAACCAGAAACCCCUGUCUCUUAGUUUCAUUUAGCAUUGUCUAAUUUACAGUAGCUAAAUUGUCCAAUUAAAGAUAUUCCAUGCUAAUGAAAAAAGAGGUGGCAGCUACAAAUUAGAAUUUCAGAUAAACCAAAUUUAUUUUUCUCUCUUGAGAGAAAUUCAUUAGAGGAUUGGGUUUGGUCAUCUAAGGACUUUAAGCAGAUGUGACAGUGUUUUAAACGUAGUUUUCUACACAGCAAAAAAGGUAUUAUCAAUGGGGUUAUAGUCCUUAAGCGUCUUCUCUGUUAUCCUCUUGUGUGGAAAUACAUGUCGUACUGUAAUUUGUGUUAAUGAGGAAAAAUAACCAAAUAUAUUUGAUUUCUUCAGGAUUUCUCUUACCCAAUCUAACUAGAAUGUUCUUAGAGUGCUCAUUGCUAUAGUAUCUAAGGGCUAAAUCAUGCUGACAAAUUGAAGUGGGUUUAGAGAGAAAUAUGGCUAUUCACUUUUGUGCCCCUUUUCAAGAUUGGCGGUUGAGUUUGUUUUCAUCAGUCUGAACAAUAACAAUCCAUGGAUAAUACACAGCUUUUCUCUUUGCAGUUCUUUCCAGUAAUCAUUGAAGCACUCAGGCCAGGGGUUUAGAUGCUACAGAGUAGGUGUGAGUGCGUUAAUGCCACUGAGCCCUAGUGAGCUGUAUAAUGGAUCUUUGAUGUUUGUGUACAUAUAGUACAUCUCUUACUCAGAUGAUCUGGCAAAAUGCUCUCUCUUCCAUUUUCAUUCUCUAUCUUUUUAAUGUAAGCUGGUGUGCUCUGUUGUAAUUCAUACUGAUGUGUUGUGAUCAGAUGAAGGUUCUGUUCAGUCUUUUCAAACUGUAGCCAUGGUAAUUGGGUGGGUAGAAUGAAUACAUAAAAGUGUAAUGGCAGUUUUGAAUGACUGGGUGUC